Molecule: messenger RNA, 3661 nt
Organism: Aricia agestis (brown argus)
Lineage: Eukaryota; Metazoa; Arthropoda; Insecta; Lepidoptera; Lycaenidae
Gene: RSG7
Product: regulator of G-protein signaling 7
Exons: 16
Coding region: 385-2064 (559 amino acids)
Biological process (GO): regulation of G protein-coupled receptor signaling pathway; G protein-coupled receptor signaling pathway; intracellular signal transduction
Source: RefSeq, a predicted model, not a curated record
AAUUAUUUACACAUGGUUUCCUCCAAUAAUUUGAUUUAAAAUAAUGAACAUAGAUAAACCAAAGAUUCGGAUCUUCCACUACUCUAGUCCUAGUGAAUAAAUUCAUUAUUGCACGGAAACAAUAAAAUGUAAUAUAUUUUUUAUGAUUAUAGUGUUAAAAACAAUAUUAAUUCAUUAAUCUAAUAUAAAAAGCGAUGCAAGAGCUUGUCCGUAUGCCUCAGCAACAAGUUUUUAUUGCUGUGGAAUCAAAUCAAUUUUAGUCGUGUCUACAAACCUACGAACGUAGUGGCCAAGUGUUUUUUGUUUCUUCUGAAAUUGAGUGUAUGUUCAUGAUGGUUUCUGUGGAUUUUGGACGGUGUUAGUGUUAGUGUAAUUGUAUUUAAAAUGGUGACGAUGAAUUCGUCUGAAAAGGCGGCACAAAAGGCCUGUCAGCAAGGACCAUCUAGAGAGAACACAAAAUGUGUAAAAGAAGAGAAAGACAAAGAGAAAAAGAAAGACAACUUGAUCAGCAACCUGCCGCCAAAUGUUCAGGCUUUGAUGUCAACCAUACCAUCUCCGGAGGAGUCUCCCAACUAUCUUGUCUACAAAAAAAUGGAGGCCAUCAUUGAGAAGAUGCAAGACGAGACCACCGGAGUUCCUGUCAAAACCGUUAAGAGUUUUAUGACUAAAAUACCCUCUGUGUUUACUGGUUCGGACCUGAUCGCAUGGCUGAUGAGGCACCUGAACCUUGAGGAGACCUGGGAGGCUCUGCAUCUCGCUCAUCUACUGGCAGCCCACGGCUACCUCUUCCCAAUAGAUGACCACUGCUUGACCGUCAAGAAUGACAGCACUUACUAUAGAUUUCAAACUCCAUACUUCUGGCCUUCAAAUCAGUGGGAACCUGAAAACACAGAUUAUGCCGUGUACCUAUGUAAGCGCACGAUGCAGAACAAAGCUAGGCUGGAACUGGCUGACUAUGAGGCGGAGUCGCUGGCGAGACUACAGAAGAUGUUCAGCCGCAAAUGGGAGUUCAUAUUCAUGCAGGCCGAGGCCCAGAGUAAGGUUGAUAAGAAACGGGAUAAAUUGGAGAGGAAGGUUCUAGACAGCCAAGAGCGAGCUUUCUGGGAUGUACACCGACCAAUGCCUGGCUGUGUGAAUACGACUGAGAUGGACCCUAAGAAAUUGUCACGGAUUAACGCGUUGAAGGCGAAGCGGCUACGGCAGUGCCAGGAGUUGAUAAUGCAGCAUAAUUUAAAGAACAACCCAAUAGUGACGAUAACAAACCCGCAAGAGAGUGAAGAGGCUAUACAGAAGGGAUCCGAGAUUAUAACUAAGGAGAAUGGUGAACCGUCGCAGUCAGGUGCAGCGGGGUCUGCUGGGGAGCAGCAGCAGACCAUCGAGCAGCAGAUCGCGGCUGCGCAGCAGCAGCUGACCGUGCUGCGCGCGAGACUCGAGCGACGCAACGUGCGCGUCAGCAAGGUCGCCGAGAUGUUCAUAUCAUACUGCGAGCAGUACGCGGAGUACGACGCGUUCCUGACGCCGCCCGAGUGGCCGAACCCCUGGGUUAGUGACACAACAGAACUAUGGGACCAGGAGAAGCAGUGCAAGGAGCCGCUGCCGCUGCGGCGCGUGCGGCGCUGGGCGUUCGGUCUGCGCGAGUUGCUGCGCGACCCGCCCGGCCGCGACCACUUCGCGCGAUUCCUGAGUAAAGAGUUCAGCGAGGAGAACCUCAAGUUCUGGCUAGCGGUACAAGAGCUGAAGGCGCUACCGAUACGGCGCGUGCCGGCGCGGGCCAAGGAGAUAUGGAAGGAGUUCCUGGCAGCAGACGCGCCCUCGCCUGUCAAUAUUGAUGCCGCCAGCAGGGAGCUGACCAGAGCGAAGGUGGAGGCCGGCACGGCGGACAGAUAUUGUUUUGACGAGGCGCAGGCGCACGUGUACCACCUGAUGAAGUCUGACAGCUACUCGCGGUACCUGCGCUCUGACAUGUACAAGGACUACCUCAACGGAUCCAAGAAGAAGACGUCCGUCAAAGGUAUUCGCUCCAUCGUGUCCUUCACUGGAAGGAAGGAAACAUCCAGCAACUAGACCAAGUAAGGUUGUGCUUUGUAUUAGGAUCACAUCGGGGGAGUCAAAAUAAUGUCACAAGAAGGUGACUAUACGUCUAACAGACAUAGUUGGUGUCUCAGAGACGUAUAUUCGAGAUGUUAUGCAAGUUUGCUUGUGUAUUCACUAUCGCCAUUUUGUCGAUGGCGGUUUCUUGUAUUCAAAAUUUCGAAGCCAUAUUUUAACUAGUCUUUUUCUUAUUUCGAUAAAAUUUAUGACAAAUAUUUAAAAGUUUAAAAGGACAUAUUCCUUUUUUUUUUAAUUUCAUUCGAAGCUUUACAUAAUCGCAUUUUACACAUCUGAUCUCUUUCUGCAUUGCAAUAUUUUAUGGUAUUAUACUUGGGGAUAAUAAGGGUUAGUUCAACUAGAGGGUAAGUCCACAUAAUUAAUUCAAGUGUUUUCAUGGUGCUAUAUACUUACACCAUUUUGUUCUGUCAUGGCGCACCAUGGUGCUAGUCGAAAAAGAUACUUCGUGAUUAAGCCUCAACUCAAAUUGUCUGGAGUUACCUUUUUCUGAACUCUCCCUGAUAUAGACCCUUUUACUUUUCACACCAUAAAACGAUUUAUAUUAUUAUAAAGUUUUUUUUCAUCACUCAAAUCUCAUUCCAAAAAAUGUUGACGCUUUAAUUUGAAAAUCGAAUACCAAAGUUUUUUUAACAAAUUCACAAGACUGUCCGAUGAUGUACUGCCUGUUAAGUUUGUUUAAAAAUGUAAAUAACGACCUUCACAGUUAAAUACGUCGGUACGAUUUUUUUAAUUUACCUAACCAAAAGACUUUUAUCAUAAUCUGAGCAUAAUCUUAUAAAUAAUUUUACUAUGGUAAUCUUUUAGGUGCUUAUGUUCGUUAUGAAAAUAUGUUGUGUUAUUAAGUUAUAUUUUGAGACAUUGACCACAGUAUCGAACGGUAGAACAUCUUUAUAGAAACGCGCCAUGUUCGAUUUGGAUGUAUGCGUGCUCAUAUCCGCACGUAGGCACACACCUCGGCUACCUGCACGCAAGCAUACACAUUAUACGGACGGUCACGUGUGGGCUUGCGUGCAAAUAGACGCCCGGCGCGUACGCACACUUUCAAACGUUCUCAAUGCGUUUGUAUGAAUAAUGUUCUACUUUUCUGUAUGUGCAUUGAGGCUUUAGGUAUAUAACGUACUUCUCUAUCUUCGUAAAGCUUUAUUUAUUUGCACUCUACGCACACAAAUGUAUAUUUUAGUAAUCUGUCAAAUAGCACUCAUGUUAUCUUUGUGAAGGUCCCUUAAUCAUAGAUUAUAGACAAUAUAAAGUAGAUAUAGUUCAUAGAUAUUUUAUACUAGACACACUGCAUAAAAAAAUAUUCCUAUAUCUUAUGUAAUAUGUAUUCUUUGGAACUAUUUUACAGACAUCCAAGUGGCAAAUAUUUUGUUUUAUUCUAUGCGUCUGAAAUAUUAAAAGUUUUUGGAGACAUAUUUCUGUUCGUGCCAAAGCAAUACAACAGUAAUUUAUGAUCAUAAAGUGUGUCUAGUUAAGAAAGUAUAUUAAAUAUCAGGUAAUCUAAUUCAUAAGAGAGUUAAAGGUUAUUUGUUGUUAUUAUAAUACAGAGCCUUUA